AUGAAUGUGCUUGGUGUAUGCACUCCUGAUUUGGAGUUCAUGCAUUGCUUGUCGGGUUCGGAGGGUUAUGCCCAUGAUGCAAGGGUUCUUCGAGAUGCCCUUACUAGGCCUAACAGCCUUAGUGUGCCUGAAGGGUGUUACUAUUUGUGUGAUGGUGGCUAUGUGAAUAGUACUGGGUUCUUAACCCCUUAUCGUGGGCAGAAAUACCAUCUUAACGAGUGA
Molecule: messenger RNA, 222 nt
Organism: Linum trigynum
Lineage: Eukaryota; Viridiplantae; Streptophyta; Magnoliopsida; Malpighiales; Linaceae
Source: the annotation of a GenBank genome assembly